Messenger RNA from Labrus bergylta (ballan wrasse), 1110 nucleotides. RefSeq lists its product as uncharacterized. Gene Ontology annotation, molecular function: ATP binding; microtubule binding; microtubule motor activity. The record is from RefSeq and is a predicted model, not a curated record. NCBI's taxonomy places the organism in Eukaryota, Metazoa, Chordata, Actinopteri, Labriformes, Labridae. Gene Ontology annotation, biological process: microtubule-based movement.
AUGGUGGAAGACAUGAAAGGUAAAAUCAGAGUGUUCUGUCGGAUUCGACCAGUGAGCCGAACUGAAGUUGCACAGGAUCAGGAUGAAGCCAUCGUUGUUAAGAAAAUCGAUGAUUUCUCUGUCACUGUUGAAACUUCUCGUGGGCAGAGAGAGUUUCAGUUUGACAAGGUGUUCAGCGCUGCAGCUUCUCAGGAAGACCUGUUUCACGACACCCACAGGCUCAUCCAGUCGGCUCUUGAUGGUUACAAUGUCUGUAUCUUUGCGUAUGGCCAGACGGGCUCAGGGAAGACCUUCACCAUGGUAGGGGACAAGGAGCAGAAGAACCUAGGGAUCAUGCCAAGAUCUUUUAAUGCUAUAUUUGAUUUCAUUCAAGAGAACAGCUCCAAAUUUGACUUCAAGGUUUCUGCCUACAUGCUGGAGCUGUACAACGACAGACUGCAGGACCUCUUUGUGAGCCCGGCUGGAGAGGCCCAUGCUCAGGCCCAGUCCCACGGCCAGGCCAGGCGGGUGGAGAUCAAGAGGAACAAAAAGGGGGUUGUGUUCGCACAAGGAGCAGAGACAAAGGAGGCUUCCAGCACUCAGGAGCUCUAUGCUCUGUUCCAGCAGGCCUGCGCCAACCGACACAUCUCCGCCACCAAGAUGAAUUUAGAGAGUUCCCGCUCCCAUCUCAUAGUUGGCAUCAUGGUGGAGAGCAGGAAUCUGACCAACGGGAGUGUUAGCACAGGGAAGCUGAGCUUGGUGGACCUGGCAGGUAGUGAGCGAGCAGCUAAAACUGGUGCCAAAGACCACCAGCUUAAGGAGGCAAACUCCAUUAACAAAUCUCUGAGCGCUCUGGGUGAUGUGAUCUCAGCUUUGUCUGCUGAACUGCCUCAUGUACCGUACAGAAACAGCAAGCUGACACAGGUGAUGCAGGACUCCCUGGGUGGAAACGCCAAAACCCUCAUGAUCGUCAACAUUUCUCCUUCAGAAUCCAACCUGGAUGAGACACUCACAUCUCUCAUUUACGCAACCAGAGUGAAAGCCAUAACCAACAAUGCUCAGAGAAAUGUGGACAGCAAAGAGAUAGCCCAGCUGAAAGAGGUGCUUGUCACUGUUAUUUUCUUCAGCUGA